AUGAUUAAUAUUGCUGGUAAUUUUGAUUCGCAAUGGUUCCAUCCUGUUCUGUGUGUAAUUGGAAUUGUAGCACAACAAGGAAGUUUAUUUUCUUCAUUAUUAAAUGUACCCCUGGACUUGAUUGAUUCUGUUGAAGACAUAAUGAAUGCCAAUUUCAAAAUUGGACUUGAAAAUAUACGGUUCAACAAGGAAUAUUUUAAGCAUUAUGCAUCAGAUAAUGUUUCGCUGAAACUAUACAAAACUGCAAUUCAGGGUAAAGAGAAGCAAGUUUAUUUGGAUACUAUCAAAGGCUUGGAGCAAGUAAAAUUCGGACACUUCGCUAUUUUGGUUGAAUUAGCUAAGGCUUAUCCUUUUAUGAAAGAGCAUCUUCAAGAACAACUUUGUCAGAUUAAAGAAAUCAAGCUGUUUGAGCCUCUUAGAGCUUAUGCUAAUUAUGUUAAACAUUCACCGUUUAGAGACAUAAUGGAUGUAUGUUUACAUUGUAUAGCUGAGAGUGGCGUUAUGGAAAAAGAAAUAACUUUUUGGCAUACAAAGAAACCUAGUUGCAAUCACAAUUAUGAUGUUAGUACAGGAAUUGAAGAAACUUACAUUUUAUUGGUUUGCUUGAGCAUUGGCUGUACAAUGAGCUUGUUGCUAUUAUUUAUCGAACGAUGGCGGGCUAAAUGA
Molecule: messenger RNA, 666 nt
Organism: Ceutorhynchus assimilis (cabbage seed weevil)
Lineage: Eukaryota; Metazoa; Arthropoda; Insecta; Coleoptera; Curculionidae
Source: the annotation of a GenBank genome assembly